Molecule: messenger RNA, 1630 nt
Organism: Drosophila erecta
Lineage: Eukaryota; Metazoa; Arthropoda; Insecta; Diptera; Drosophilidae
Product: methyltransferase-like protein 25
Exons: 3
Coding region: 13-1491 (492 amino acids)
Source: RefSeq, a predicted model, not a curated record
GCUUCUAGCAGCAUGUCGAAAGUGGGAAUUGCGCAGUUGCAGAGGCGUCUGGAUGGUUUACUGGCAUUCCUCAAUCCUCACUGGGAUUUUGUCAAUUGCCACAUGGUGAACUACUUGACGGAAGAACACUGGAAUGCCUUUCUUUCCGAAACCCUGAAAAGUGAGAUCUCUGGCAGUGAAGAUGUGACUCUGGCUAUAGAUAACUUAUUUUGGAAAACUGAUGAAUCGGUAAGGUUUCCGGCAUGGCGAGAAUUCCUAGGAAAGAGCAAGCAAGAAUGCCUAGCGCUUCAUCCGGAAUUGCUGACCAGCGUGGAGGAACUCAUUGAGGGACAGGAAAACUCCACGCAGCUAAGCAUUCGGGAGUUUAUGAGCGCCAAAAAGUGUCAUGAGGUGGAACUAGCAGCCGCUCUUGUGGACCAUCUUGUAAAGAAUUAUGGUCAAGGCGGUUUCAUUGUGGACGCAGGUGAUGGCAAGGGGUAUCUUUCCUCGCGCUUGGCGCUGCAAUACGGUCACCGUGUGCUUGGCAUUGAUGCGAACGCGGAAAACACACAGAACGCCUUGAGUCGGAAUCUUAAGCUGCAGCGCGCUUGGAAUGGACUCACGGAACGAGCGGAGCUGCAAAUCCAAGGAAUCACGCCCAAGAGACGGGGUAAGAAGUCCCCAGCCAGGGACAGCACGAAGAGUGCGCCAGCCUUGGAAAACUAUAAAACAACGGCCAAGUUUAUAACUACCGAACUUAACUUUGGCGCCUUGCUGGCAGAGCAUUUCACUCAGUUAGGCCCGAAAGAGAGUCCAAACAUUUGCCUUACUGGAUUGCAUACUUGUGGCAACUUAGCGGCCACCUGCCUUCAGGUUUUCCAUGCCCAAACGGACUGCCGGUUACUAUGUAACGUUGGCUGCUGCUAUCAUCUGCUGAGGGAACGCUACUCGCAGCAGGAAUUCUUUGGCAAUAAGGCCCUGAUGGACCUGCAAACGGACUACGGAUUCCCAUUGAGUCAGUACCUCCAGGAGCGACAAGUGCGGAUGGGUCGCAAUGCCCGGAUGCUGGCGGCCCAGUCAAUUGAACGCACCGUGGAUGCCAAAGAGCUGCCCAAUGUAACGCUCUACUAUCGAGCUCUUUUGGAGACUCUGGUUUACCGUCAUGCCCCGCAGUUGAAGAACGAACUGCAGGUGGGCAAGGUCCGGAAAUUCGAGAGUUUUCAGGAGUACAUUCAAAAGUGUGCCAAUAAAUUGGAUGCUCCUUGGUUGGCAGCUGUCGAGGAAGAAGAACUUCAAUCCCUGCUCCAGGAAUAUGCUGUGGAUAAGCACUAUUUGGAUCUGUUCUAUCUGCUACGUAUGUCCUUUGCUCCGGUACUGGAGAGUCUGAUUCUCCUGGAUCGCCUGCUCUACCUCAAGGAACUUGGCUAUGAACGGAGCUAUCUUAUAAAUUUAUUUGAUCCCGUCAUAUCGCCCAGGCAUUUUGCAAUUGUUUCUAUAAAGCCGCUAUCGUAAUGAUAGUGGCAAUCACAUAUGUAUCAAGAGUUUGACGGGAAAGUCGCUUCUAUUUAAUUAUUUAUAGAUAGCUGUACUAAGCUGUAAUAAACAAAAGUUAAACAAGAUGUUUACAUUAAAAAUCAUUAAAUAAGUGUAA